Messenger RNA from Lethenteron reissneri (Far Eastern brook lamprey), 5143 nucleotides. Its product is annotated as nucleoporin NUP188-like. Gene Ontology annotation, molecular function: structural constituent of nuclear pore. Gene Ontology annotation, biological process: protein import into nucleus; RNA export from nucleus. Gene Ontology annotation, cellular component: nuclear pore inner ring. Lineage: Eukaryota; Metazoa; Chordata; Hyperoartia; Petromyzontiformes; Petromyzontidae. The record is from RefSeq and is a predicted model, not a curated record.
AUGGGGAUCUGCAGGACGUGGCGAACCUUGCGGGCCGUGUACGCCGACUGCCUGGAGCGCCUGCAGCAGAGCCUCACCUCGCGCCACGUGGAGCAGCUGGAGGAGCGACUCGGCUCCCCUCGUCGCUCUGCCAUUCCACGGAACAUGGCGGAGCGGCAGGCGGCGUGCUGGGCGCAGCAGUGCCUGCGCGAGCAGUGCCUGCUGCUGGAGCUGCUCUUCCUCUACUACGUCUACUUCGAGAUGAAGCCGCACGCGCUGCUCCGCCUCGCGCGCCUCUUCCAUGCGCAGAGUUUCGGCCUGCGCCAGCUACAGGGGCUGGAGGCGCCGCACGAGGGCAGCGCCAUGCUCGUCAGCCGUACUUCUGUGCGCUUUCUUCUCAUCGAGGGCAUGGACAUCGAGUUCCUGGCCAAGUGCGCGCAGGGCGACUGCGUGGAGCAGCACCAACUGGUCAAGGACGAGGCCGUGUUCAAGGAGCUGGACCAGCUGCUGCAGAGCCUCGGCGACCUGGAGAUUCACGGCCCCGUGCUGCUCGCGUGGGCCAUGCUGCGCUACAAGGCGCUGCCGGACGACCCCAAGUCAGCGACCCGCCGCCUGGGCCGCUCCGCCGUGCAGCUGCAGGCGUUCCGCCUCGUGUGCCGCCUGCUGCGGGCGCCCGGCUUCAGCGGCAGCAGCUGCACGUCCAGCACAGCGCGCGCGGUCGUCUACGGCCUGCUGUCCUUCGUGCUCGGCCUCUUCGACGAGGGCACGCUAGGAGAGCCCCAGGACUUGAUGGACGUGGCGUGCGAGGUGCUGAGCAUGCCUGCUCUCGCCGAGGCCUUCUGGGACGCUGGCCUGGCGGGAGGUCUGGCCAUGCUGCUGGACUCGGCUGCGGCGCAGUUCCCGUACGCGUGCGCGCCGCUGCUGCAGCUGCUCACGGCCACCGUGGUCAGCCAGGCCACGGCCAAGCGGGUCUACAACUUCCUGGACAAGAUGACUUGCUACGCCGAGGCCGUGCCGCAGAGGCCACGCGACAUCGAGGCGUCCGAAGACGGAACCAUGUGGAGAACGACGGCACCCAGGCACCUCUACCCGUUCGGCGCGGGGAGGACCACCAUGCGGCUGCCGCAGGGCGUGGUGGGACGCGUGCUGCCCCUGGGCCCAACCGUGCCGGGCGGCCCCUCCGCCCUGGUGCACUGGGAGUUUGGCUACAGCGCGUGGGCGCUGUUCGCCUGCGAGGUGGAGAUGCUGCUGCACGUGGUGUCCACCGCCGACGUGGCGCGGCACUGCGAGCGCGUGCGUCCCAUCGUGCAGCUGGUGCGGCAGCUGCUGGACGCCGACGGCUCGCUCGCCGCGCCGCUGCUUCCCGUCACCUCCCGCCUCUACAUGGUGCUGCAGAGGCUCACGUGUGUACCCAGCCCGCCGCUCGACGUCAUCGCGGCGUGCGUGAACUGCCUGGCGGCGCUCGUGCCUUAUGGUGCCGCCAAGGUGUGGAGCGACGUGCAGCACACGGGGCUCCUUCCCUUCACCGUGUCCCCCGUGAGCAACGCCGCACGGGCAGCCAGCGGGGAGGGCAUGCACGCGGGAAACUACGGGAAUCUGCUCGUCGGCUUCGAGAGGCACCGGGGCGAUUUCCGCGUGACGGCGUCGUACCUCCGUCUCGUCACCGCCCUCCUGAAGGGCCUGGUGGGGAGCAGCCAGUACCCGAGCCUGCUGCCCUGCCUCGUCUUCACGCUCAAGGAGAUCCUGGCGCUGGUACCGCACGUGGGCGCUGGGCGGCGCCGACGGGCACCGCGAGUGCAUCGUGUUGUUGUCUUCGUCGUCAUAAUGAGUUCACGUUUAUUUGAUUUGUUACACGGAAUCGUCUGUGCUGUGUCUGUAGGAAAGUUGAUGCUGGAGCAGAUCCACUUUGUGCUCAACAUCAGCGUCGACAGUGGCAGGGGUCCCAGCCUGCAGGCCGUGUGUCUGCACAGCCUCCUGCACGGCGAGUCCGGCCUGGCCCUCAUCCACAUGCUGUCCAUCGGCGUGGGCGCCAUCGACACCGUCCUGGCCGCCCAGCCCGGCCGAGUUCUGGAGGGACCGGCGCUCACGCUUAUCCAGACCAUGAAGCUGGCAUUCUCCGUCAUCAACAACACGCUGAGGCUCAAGCCGGCGUCGGACGAGCUCACGCCGCUGGAGCACGCGCUCACUCAGCAGGGCGUCCACGGCAACGUGAUGGCGAUCCUGGCGCGUUACAUUUACCACCGGCACGACGCCGCGCUGCCCAGGCUCGCCGUGCAGCUGCUCAAGCGCCUCGCCAUGGUGGCGCCCAUGUCGGUGUACGGCUGUCUCGGCGGAGAUGCGCCGGCCAUACGGGACGCCUUUAUCGGCCGCCUGCGAUCACCCACCGAGGAUAUGAGAAUCAAGGUGAUGAUCCUGGAGUUCCUGACGGUUGCCGUGGAGACCCAGCCCGGCCUCAUCGAGCUCUUCCUGGACCUGCAGCCGGAGAGCGGCGCGGAUAGCGGCUCCAAGGAGCUGGCGCUGGGCAAUGGCAGCUGCCUGCCCGUGGUGCUGGAGUUGGUGUGUGUGGAAGGCCCUGGGGCGCCCUCCUGUCCCCCGCUGCUCCACCGCACCGCCGUGGCCUUCGUGUACGCGCUGUGGCAGGACCGUCGGCAGAGCGCCAUGACCAUCCUGAGAAGCAGGAAGGACUUUUGGGAGAACCUCACCUAUCCCCUGUUCAGCGACUUCCUGCCAAUAUCCACCGACAUCGAGGUCAGCACGCUCGAAGCGUGCGCCUUCAUCCUCAAGAUCAUCUCCCUGGAGGUGUUCUACGUCGUCAGUGGCUCUCUGGACCCGUCGCUGGUGCUGGUGCUGCGGAGGCUGAAUGAGGGCGGCCGUUACCGCUACUGGUCGGGCUACGUGCGCGGGCUGGCGUGCCGCCUGGCGUCGCGCGCGCAGCUCGGCGACGGGGACCAGGACGUUGGCGGCGGUGGCGGCGGCGCCGGCUACGCGGCGGCGCCGGAGGCCGCAGAAGACGGAACCAACCUGGUGGAGGCGUGGAGGACCCUGCUCAUCCUCGCCACCAAUCACGGGAACAUUCUCUUCCUGGACGACGACGAGACCCGGGCCACCGUCAUGCAGGACGUCCUGGCGGGGCUCAGCGUCCUGGUGAAGGUGGAGUGCAGUCGGCUGUGCAUGCACCUCAUGGCCAUGCUGUCUACCACUCUGUGUGUUCUGCUGCGGCAUUGGGGCAGCGCUCUGCCGGGCGGCCAGGACGUGCUGCCGGAGCUGCUGGACGUGCUGCGACGGCUGCAGCAGGCAACGGAGCGGCGCCUCGCCGAGAAGAUCAAAGCGCGGCUCCUCGCGGCCGUGAUGCUCGUUCUGCAGCAGAGGCGCCUCCGAGCCGGUACUCUGCCCGGACACAAGCAGCUGGUGCAGCUGGUGUGCGAGACGCUGCGGCAGGAGGUGACGGCGCUCAUGGAGCAGAGCCAGAGCUCGUGGCGGGCGGCGGCGGCGGCGGCGCCACAAGCCGGCACCCUGGGAGUCGACAGCAUGGACACGGAUUCAGCUCCAGCCCCUGCCAGGGAUGACAGGGACGGGGUGUGCGUGGUGGCGCUGCACUUGGCCAAGGAGCUCUACCUGCUGGAGGAGGGCACGGGCGGCGGCGGUGGCGGCGGCAGCGGGUACCUGAGCUGCGUGCGUGAGGGCGCGCUGCUGCCCGCCGUGGGCGCUGCCCUCGAGUGGAGCCUGCAGCGGCGGUGCCAACUCCACUUCACAGAGGCGGCGCUGCACUGGCUGCUGGCGCUCUCCACCACCGCGGAGGGCGCCCAGGCGCUGGCCGCGGUCGGGGUGCUGCAGUGCCUGUGCCUGCCCCUGCUGAGCACCUACCAGGUGGACGCCAACGGCCUCGCCGCGCUCGAGAAGGCUGGGGGACCCCCGCGGAGGAGCCACGAGGCGCCCAGCUGGCAAGGCGCCUACUGCCUGUGCCUGGCCGUCCUGCAGGCCGUCCUGAGGCAGCUGCGUCACAGCGCCCUGCCUCAGGCCCUCGACUUCCUGGGCGUCCACCAGGAGCGCAUCCUGCAGAGCCUGCAGGCGGUGCGGGGGGUGCUGGGCCAGGCCUGCCUGGAGGAGGCGGAGAAGACGGUCGCCUUCCUCCUGCACUUGGCCUACUUCACCAGGGAGUGGCACUUCCACCUGCCGCUGUUGCUGAACUCCGUGCAGGUGGCGCUCUGCUCCCUAUGCCAGACGUGCACCGCCUUGCUGCACAGCCAGAAGCUCCUGCAGCAGUACCUCGCGUCGAAAAGCGCGGGGCUGGCGGCGGCACCCGGCCGGGACGGCGGUGGUCGCGGCGGCUGCGGCACGGGCGUCGGCGUCGGCGGCGUCGGCGGCACCGGCGAAGUCGGCCAGGAGGCAGAGCGAGGCCCCGGCGGCGUGGCCCUGGCCCAGGCGAGCCUGCUGCGCAUCCUGGGCACCACGCUGGCCGCACUGCGCCGAUUCAGCCCCGACGUCUGCCAGAUCCUGCUGGACCAGACGAUGGACCUGUCGGAGUACGAGCCGCUCUUCUCGCUGAGCCUGGUGGCUCCGUCGUGCGACGCCGACGCCAGCCCCUCGCUCGGCUCGCUCCUCUCCGCGAUCAGCGUCGCUCAGGGCCUCGCCGCGCAGGCCGACGGGAAAAGGGAACUCGCAAAGCACACAAACGCCGGUGACUUGAAGGCUCUGAAGCCCACGCUGGUGUUCGUGAUGGAGAAUGCGCUGGCGCUGCUCAUGUCGCAGGCCAUGCUCUACCUCAAGCACUGCACCGUCUCCUGCCGCGACAAGCAGCGCAUCAAGCGCGAGCUCAGCUCCGAGCUGGAGGCGCUGCAGAACGGAAUGCUGCGCUGGGUGCGCAGAGGCAGCCCCGUGUCGCCGGGCGCCGGCGGCGGUGGAAGCGGCGCCGGCGGCGGCAGCGGAGGAGCGGCGACAGGCGGUGCAGGCGGCACCUCGGCGGGGGUCUCCCUACAGGCCAAGGGCGGCGGCGGCGGCGGCAGCGGCGGUGGGCGAGCGACGUCACGCUCCGCCGGCGCGGCGGGCGGCGUGGCGGACGCGUGGGAGCACGCCUUCCACGACCUCGUCGACCUCUUCCUCAAGAGGGUGCUGCGGUGAAGGGGAGCUGUUGAGCGUGCGGGCGGUGCCACGGGGGCGGCGGGGG